UGUCUUUUAUUUUGACAUGCGUAUUUCCGGUGCGAGUCAAAGGGACUGUUUUCAAGUUGGUGGAUAAAAUCUAACGAUGUGCUGAAGAAAAUAUCUACAAUAGAUAUUUCUUAAGGUGUGAUGCCUGCAGAUAUUCGUGAUGGAGGGUGGAACAGGAGUCUAUUAUCAAGCAAUGCCUGCAGUGGGACCUGAUGGGAAAAAUGUCAUGAAGUUGAUUCCUGUCCAGAAAGUAAACGGACAUUUUUAUCAGACACCGUUUAGUACAGAAAGAGACCGUGUGGAUCUACAACUGAAAUCCAAUGUAAAACCCAUUCAUCCACCUGCUGCCUCUUCAUCUCAAACACAGACUCGGCUUCCCUCCCUUCAGCCCAUAGCAGAUGAACGUUAUAUCCUGAAAACCCUGCCGCAGGUUAGAACUGUGUCUAACGCCGUCAAAACUCAGCACGGUGGAGCUAGUAACCUCAUAAUUCACGAUCCAAAGCCAGUGCAUGUUCCUCUUUCAACACACUCGGCUUCCCAGUAUUCAGUCCAGUUACCUCCUCAGCCCAACAGACGGGUCAUGGCCCCGGUGCAAACGUUACCUGUUACAGUUAAGUCACCUGUUCUCCCAAACGGUCAUUUCCUGCAGAUCCCUGCGAAUGCUAAAGUUAGGACUCUGCCAGCCACUGCGCUCCCACAGUCCAUCAAAUGCCGGAUAAUGAACUCUGUGAGUAACACCCUUAACCUCGAAAAGGGUCCGCCAACUGUUGUGUUCGUUUCCCCUGUGAACUCUGUAAAGCUAAAUUCUGACCAGCAAGUUGUUUCGGUUACAAAGCCAAGUCAAAUACAGGAGACCCUGUUUCAAAAUCUCCCUGCAUCUGUCAGUGUUCCUAAAAUGAAUGAAGAAGUGAACACUCCCCUUAAAUGGGUCGUCCAGGAGGGAACAGGUGUAUCUGCUCCUUGUCUUAUUCCUGUAUCGACACCGAAUGUCAGCUCUGACACCAUGAAAGCAGUCAAGCAUGUUAACUCAGUCGGGACGGUAAAUGAAAUCGCACCAAGCAAACCCACACCUCCUCAGGCCAGCCACGAAAAGAUCACCCCAGGCAAAGACAAUGCUCUGGUCAUGUGCAAUGGGAAGGUCUACUUUGUGGCAAAGAAAAAUUCGCAGAUUGCCAAGGAUGUGAUGAUCAGUGAAGGUGGUAAGAGGGGGGUUGUCAGCACCUCUCCUGCCCUGCCUGCCAGCUCCGCUCUGGGGCCAAGCUCUCCUAAGCAAGACCCAAACCUAAAUGUAAGUGAAAUCAUUGAUCUCUGUGAUGAUGAGGAGGAGAUGUCCACGUGUCUGGGAGGUUCUCCGGGAAAUUUGCCCACACCGAGUCAAACAGAGGUGGAUGAGAGCGAUGAAGACUCUAAUGUAAUAUUUGUGUCAUAUAUUCCACCCAAGUCUGAGAGUCAUACUGGUGACAAAGUGGAGAGAGCUGCCUCUCAGAACAAAUGUGAGAAAGUUCAACAUGCGGAGAUAAAUGCAAAGUCUGUCUCUCAGAACGAAGGGGAAAAACUGGCACGCGCUGAAAUGGAAAAAGAUGGUGGUCCGAAUAAUCCUGCGGCCAAAACAAGUGAUGAGAUGAUGGAUGAGCAGGUUGAGGGAAAUGUAAGAGCUGAAAGGAACAUGAGCUGCCUUUAUGAAAAUGUGAAUAUGGAGGCAGAUAAAGACUUGGAGAGUGGAAGUCCAUCUGGGACGAGAUGUCAAGAUGUCGCUGAAACUGUCAGUAUUUUGGAACCACCUCAGAGUGUCUGUGUUCAAGCCACUGAUAAUACUGAAAAGCCCUUUGAAAAGAGUCAACCCAAGAGUGACUGUCAGCUAAGAAAAGAAUUUGGCAUCACCUCUGAUGUACAAAUAUGCUUGCAAAGAACAAAGCUGACUCUGAAGCCAGAUCUACUUUCAGAGAGACUUUUAAUAAACAAAUGCACAUUAGAUGGUCUUCGGAAAGUGAUCCAGGAGUCAAAGAUACAGUCAAAAAUACAGCAAAUGAUGAAGGUUCCCUACACAAAAACCGAGGAGGAUGAAGGCCUGAAGGUCAAAAGAAAAAAGCUGGAACAGGAUGGGAGCCAAGAUAUUCUCUCCCUAAACUCCACACACAUUUCACCUGCCUCUAAAUGUUCAGUUGUUCCCAUGGAAAACAGUUUGGCUUGUCAAGAAGAGGUCUAUUUACCAACAGAAUCUAAAACUGAUAAGGUUCACAUGUUUUCUGAAAUGCCAGCAGAUUUUACUGGUAACACAUACGAUCUUACUCCCUCACACGAACCAAAAGCAAAACGGACUUUGAGUCAUCCUUUUUCUCCUUCCUCUUCAAGGAAGACCUCACCGCGCUCUAUUAAGGUUAGGGUGUGCACGGCCUGUCCUUGUGGGACUGUUUUAGGGGCUGCUGAAAACACUUCAUCCCUCCAUUCACAAGACAGACCGAAUCCAUGUACUGUUGCUGAGUCACACAAAGCGAAAAGAAGAAGCUGCUUGAAUAAAACCCUAGGAGAGAGUCACCAAUCUCAGAAACUUCAACCACAAAAUAAAGGUCUUGUUAAGAAAGCAGGGAAGAAAUGGUCAUCAGGAAAUCCAUGUAAAGACAAAACUCUGUUAGAAAGCUCUACUAGUGACACGUCACACAACAUCUCCUCAGCUAAGAGUUCAUUGAAUAUGUGUUCAAGAGGCCCCUCUGCAUCCAGUUUGCAGGACUGCAACAACCAGACUGAACUGUCCUCAAUCAGAACAGAAUGUAGUAACAUGACAAGCAUCAACACAGAUGCUGAAACAUCACAGCAAGACACCAGCCAGGUGCAAACAGCAUCAGACAACCCCAGCAUGUCAUUCUCUAAGAAACAGCAGGGUCACGAAAUAGACAAAUUUCCAACACAGUCACUGUACACGUUGGAGACGCUGGAUGCUGAGGAGAUAAAACGGCGUGAGAGAAUCAAACGUUUGAAGGAUCUCCUGAAGGAGAAGGAGGCUGCGCUGGAGCGGAUGCAAAGCAUGAACAUUUAGUCAUGUCUCUUACUGCUUAAAAGACUUCAAAGACUGUACACUGCAUGACACUGAAUGAGAAUGGGAAUAUCACCUAUUACUGUACAAGAAAAAAAAUGUAUAUAGUUUUUAGUUUAUUUACUCUUUUUCCCUUUUUAAUGUUUACCAGAUCUCAGUGUCAUACGUUUUAUUCAGUCUUUGCCUUCUUAAGCACUGUACUAUCUUAUAGUUGUUUGUAAUACAUUUAAGCAACUUUAGAUGUCAUCAUUUCAUUUUUCACAUCUUUGUAUGAUUUAUGUGCCUUUGUCAAUACUUUGUUUUCUGAAUUAAAUUGGUAGUUUUAGCAGCCUCAUUUCAUAAAAUAUUCAGUAAGUAAUUCAAAAAUUAUUCAGAAAUAAUUUAUAUUCCAUAAAUAAUUCAAUGCACUUUGGGGAAACCUUGUUUGCUGCCUAGUUGAAACUUUUUAAAAUCAAGAACCCAGUAAAUAUUCUACAUUUUGAAAAAAUGAACAUGCUGGUUCAAUUAUUCAAUUUUUAUAGUCAUCCUCAACUAUUAAACUUUAUGAAAAUGUUGCUUGCA
Messenger RNA from Carassius carassius (crucian carp), 3571 nucleotides. RefSeq names its product ligand-dependent nuclear receptor-interacting factor 1-like. Gene Ontology annotation, molecular function: nuclear retinoic acid receptor binding. Gene Ontology annotation, biological process: regulation of DNA-templated transcription. The transcript is spliced from 4 exons. The coding region runs from base 140 to 3013 and encodes 957 amino acids. Lineage: Eukaryota; Metazoa; Chordata; Actinopteri; Cypriniformes; Cyprinidae. The record is from RefSeq and is a predicted model, not a curated record.